Ostreococcus lucimarinus CCE9901 is the source of this 327-nucleotide messenger RNA. RefSeq lists its product with no specific name. Gene Ontology annotation, molecular function: structural constituent of ribosome. Gene Ontology annotation, cellular component: ribosome; mitochondrial large ribosomal subunit. The record is from RefSeq and is a predicted model, not a curated record. The transcript has a single exon. Gene Ontology annotation, biological process: translation; ribosome assembly. The annotation marks the transcript as partial. NCBI's taxonomy places the organism in Eukaryota, Viridiplantae, Chlorophyta, Mamiellophyceae, Mamiellales, Bathycoccaceae.
GAGAGCGCGAGUGCGAUUCUACGGGGCGCAAAAGGCUCACCGAAGAAGUUUAGCGCGUUUCUCCGCCUCGUCCGCGGGCUUCGCGUCGACGACGCGCUCAUCCAGUGCGACAUGAGUCCAAAGCGAGUGGCGAAGACUGUAGCGAAGGUGCUCCAGAGCGCCAUUGGAAACGCGGUUAACAAUCAAGGGCUCGAUCGCGAGCGACUAGUAGUGUCGUCCGCGACGGUCGGAAAGGGCGAGUACCUGCGACGGGUUUCCAUCCACGGUCGAGGACGCGCAGGCGUCAUGCAUCGCCCGCGCUCGCACGUCAGAGUCACCGUCGAAGAA